GGGGCUAUUCGCUCAGUUUGGAGACAGAGGUGCAAUCCACGCCGCUUUCUCUUCCUCCUUCUCGAGAACUUGCUUUCGUCUGCCUGUUCUAUUAUUUCGUGGCCAUGGAGAACGGAGUGCCGUUUUACGAACAACCCGGCGUAAUGACCGGACCGAACAAGUGGCCUUGCAUGGAGCACUGCACCCUCAAGAACUUGAGCAACUGGCGAUUAUCCCUCAAGUUUGCGCAAGUGAUGCUGUCCUUCCUAGCCUUUAUUGCUGAAGAAGCUGUGAUGAGAUCCAACUCCUGUCCUGGACUUUACAUCUUUGAAUUUGCGAGCUGCGGUGCCUUUAUUUUAAGCAUCUUAAUCCUGGCUUUAUAUUGUACUACUGUUUAUCAAAAGGCUGGAGAAGACAGAGUAACUUGUGUGGAUUUCUUUGUUGCUGCAGUAGUAGGACUGCUGUUCUUCCUGGCUUCAAUUAUAUUUACUGUAACCGCUGAGAAGCAACUGAUUGAAAAUACUGCAAUUACAUUUGGUUUCUGCGCAAGUACAUUAUUUCUUGUGGAUGGUGCCCAAAUAAUGAUGAAACGUAUCGUUGAAGAGAAACUGCUAGAGACUAUCCCAACACUUCGCCGCAAUCAUCGUGAUCGUCGCGAUCAUGAACGGCGUGACAUUCAGAUGUUAAAUAACCACCGGGUCUAAGCUGUAAACCACAAUGUCUUUUUAAUGCAUGCUAAUCAUAGUUGAAGAGAUACUGUCCUUUAAGGUAUAAAGGUAGUCCUCAACUUAUAACUAUUUGUUUAGUGACCAUUCAAAGUUACAACACCACUGUAAAAAAAUGACGUAUGACCUUUUUCAUACUUAUGACUUUUGCAGCAUCCCCAUGGUCAUGUGACCAAAAUUCCAACUCUUAGCAACUGGCCUGUAUUUGUGAUGUUUGCACGUGAUCCCCUUUUGUGAUCUUCUGACAAGUAAAGUCAAUGGGGAAGCCAGAUUCACUCAUCAAUGGUGUUAUUAACUUAACAACUACAAUAUUUCACUUAACAACUGUGACAAAAAGAUCAAAAUGGGGUAAGGCUCACUUAACAACUGUCUUACUUAGCAAUGAAAAUUUUGUGUGCAGGUGAGGUUGUAAGUUUAGGACUAUUUGUAUCUAGAUUAUUGAAUUUUAUUUCAGCUUUCUACUUCUUAAUCUACAAUUCCUAUUCAACAAACUAUAUAUUAUAUUAUACUAUAUUCAUAUAUUAAGAGACAUGGUGGCUUAGUGGCUAAGAUGCUGAGCUUGUUGGUCGAAAGGUCAGCAGUUCAACAGUUUGAAUCCCUAGUGCCGCGUAACGGGGUGAGCUCCUGUUACUUGUCCCAGCUUCUGCCAACCUAGCAGUUCAAAAGCACGUAAAAAAUGCAAGUAGAAAAAUAGGGACCACCUUUGUUGGGAAGGUAACAGUGUUCCAUGUGCCUUUGGUGUUUAAUCAUGCCAGCCACAUGACCAUGGAGACGUCUUCGGAUAGCACUGGCUCUUCAGCUUUGAAACGGAGAUGACCACCACCCCCUAGAAUCGGGAACAACUAGCACAUAUGUGCAAGGGAAACCUUUAUCUUUACCUUAUUAUAUUAUAUCAUUUCUGAAUUUCUGAAUGCUUGCACUUAUUUUAUUUUUCAUAUAUGUAUGAGUAAUAAAUGUGUAGCAUUCCUUUGAAGAUAAAAAUUUUAUCUGAGAUUGUUAAAUCCUAAUGCAUUGCUUUUCAGAAUAAAUAGAGAGAA
Molecule: messenger RNA, 1741 nt
Organism: Pantherophis guttatus
Lineage: Eukaryota; Metazoa; Chordata; Lepidosauria; Squamata; Colubridae
Source: RefSeq, a predicted model, not a curated record